AAAAUGGCGCCCUUUACGAUUUUCGGAGCUUGACGGCUUGCAGUGGGCAAUGUCACACGAAACAUGACGCGUGUUUCGCCUCUAUAGUGGCUGGAAACGACGAACGAUGCCGGUCAUAGGCAUGGACAGCGGACUAUGGAUACCAGCGGCCCUCGGCAACCCCCCGAAGGAGGUAAUCACCGCUCACAAGCUCGCUAUGCUCGUGCUCGUGUCCGAGUACUGCCGCGUUAAGAUGCGACGGCACGUCAAACCGAACGAGGAGCCGUGGUCGCACACAAAUCAGCAAUGUCGGGACUUCGCUGUUUGCUCUCUCAAGCUCCUCCAGAGCCCCGACGUACCGCUGAGCGAUUUGCUUGCCGCGCUGCGCCCAGUGUUGCACCCAAAAACGCUGGACCUCUUCACUGAGGAGGUGGCCAUCAUGCGAGACUCCGGCGUAGCGGGUAUCAUGGACUACGUCCCCAAUCUAGACAACCUUCUCGCCGAUCCCGUCGCCGCGACGCCCGCCGUGCUGCACAAAAGCAGCGUCCUAGGACUGUUCGUGCGACGCAUGCUGCUCGCCCUGGACAAGCUCAACUUCAGCGCGCUCGUAAACUUGCACAAGAGCUUCCGCUUCUACUGCGACGAGGGACUGCGCCGACCCGAUGGAGCAGACGACUGCGCCGUCGGGUUAGCGCGACCGGCGGCGACGCAGCGUCAGGCAGAUUUGUUCCUGGCGCAGCAGGUGAUGCUGAUGCAGCUCAGCGAAAAAGCCGCCCUACCGCCGCCGCAGCUGCAACGGCGAAUCAACCAACUGUUGGCCGGUAGCCGAGACCUCUUCGAAGCCCACUAUCUCAGCUUCCUCAACUGCCUCGCCGUUCGCGAGUACAGCGGAGCGGACGACAGCCUGCGGCACUACUUUGACCGCGCCGUACCCGAGACCGCCAAGGGCGCCGUCGAAGACGGCGGCGCGACCCGAAACCUCCGGUACGCGUCUUUCAACCUGGCCACGCUGCACGCGAAGAUGGGUCACCGCGGCGAAGCCCUGAUCGCCCUUCGCGAAGCCAUCACGCUCGCGCAGGACGCCAACGACGCGGCCUUCCUGCAGCACGCCCUGUCGUUCCUUUGCCGACUUCAGGGCAGCCGCUGCGACCCUUCCCAGCUUCGUUGUCUCAUUACGCGCGCCUCCGAGCUAGGCCUACACGGCGUCGCCUCGUUCGGCAUACAGGCGCUGGCGCGCGUUGAAGGCGAGGCGGGCGUUGCGCCCAGCGCCGUCCUCGAGUUGCUGGGCAAGAGCGACCUCCUCAACUGCCAGCACGCCAUGUCCGAGCCCGCGGCGCUAGCCGAGCGUGCGGCGCUCUGGGCUUUCUACGGAUUCCAGGCCCUCUCCCAGCUCCAGUCGCACUGGCUGCUGCACGCCUCUCGCGGAGACCCUCUCAGGGCCUCGGGAGUGCAGCCCCUGGGAGAGGCAUCGGCCCUGGCUCUCCGCAACCUGGCCGUCGCCUUUACGUUCCAUGGCCAGCACCAGAAUGCCAAGAAUAUCCUCAACUUCGGCAAGUCGCUGUUCCCUCAGUACUCUGAUUCGUACAAGACGCUCAAGUUGUGCUACCUCGUCACCUCCUUCAACGUGUCCCUGUACCAGGCAAACUGGCCGCUGGUGGAGAAGCUCGCUUCGGGCAUUCGAGUACUGGACCGCUACGAGGGCGACCUCUGUCGGGCACGCUCCCUCCUCUGGCAGGGCCACUUCACGGCAGCGCUGGACCUGAUUGACACCUUGUUCAAGGAAUGUUGCGACACAGGAAUUAAUUUUGUUGGCUGUGUGCCACACUUCGUGGGUCGUCUGUAUCAUCUCAAGGCAGAGCUCUUCAUUGAAGCUUCGCAACCUAUGCUUGCCAUCCCGGUUCUUUGCAAGGGUCUCACGCAUGCCGAGAAGCACCACCUGGCUUACAUUCGAGCCAUGCUUGUCGUACUGAUGGCUGAGGUUCAGUUUCAAAUCGGCCUGCCGGGACACGCAAGCACGCUGCUCGAUGAAGUAGUGACGAUCGUUCUCUCUCACGGGAGCCUUGCAGACAUCGGACAGCUGUGUCUUCUGCGUGCUAAGUGCGUGUUUUCUAGCAAGGGGGUGGAAGCAGCAGGCAAAGCGAUCCAACUUGCAACGACGUCUCUAGACACUUACACUAAGGUGCAGUUGAAGAAAGGCAUAAGAGACGCAGCCUAUUGGCUAGCAUUAACUUGCCACGCGGUAGGCUUGGAGGAGCAGCGAAAUGCAGCUGCCCAGCGAUUUCGCCAGGUUGAUGAAGAAAUGGCUGAAAAACUGUUGUACGUUGUAUAAAAGUAAUGUUCUUCAUAAAUGCUGUGACAGUAUCUUUACUU
Molecule: messenger RNA, 2349 nt
Organism: Rhipicephalus microplus (southern cattle tick)
Lineage: Eukaryota; Metazoa; Arthropoda; Arachnida; Ixodida; Ixodidae
Gene: ida
Product: anaphase promoting complex subunit 5 ida
Biological process (GO): anaphase-promoting complex-dependent catabolic process; positive regulation of mitotic metaphase/anaphase transition; protein K11-linked ubiquitination
Cellular component (GO): anaphase-promoting complex
Molecular function (GO): protein binding
Source: RefSeq, a predicted model, not a curated record